This is a messenger RNA of Aureobasidium melanogenum CBS 110374, 1074 nucleotides long. RefSeq names its product dihydroceramide delta(4)-desaturase. The record is from RefSeq and is a predicted model, not a curated record. NCBI's taxonomy places the organism in Eukaryota, Fungi, Ascomycota, Dothideomycetes, Dothideales, Saccotheciaceae. The transcript has 3 exons. Bases 1 to 1074 code for a protein of 357 amino acids. Gene Ontology annotation, cellular component: membrane. Gene Ontology annotation, biological process: ceramide biosynthetic process. Gene Ontology annotation, molecular function: sphingolipid delta-4 desaturase activity.
AUGAAGAGCUCUAGCGACCCGGCGCCGUCAAAGCAACAGGACCAAGAUGACCAAUUCUUCUGGUCUUACACAGAGGAACCCCACCGUUCCCGCCGCAUGGCCAUCAUCAAGGCACAUCCAGAGGUAGUGCUCAAAUUGUGCGGACCCGAGCCUUUGACGAUUCCCCUUGUCCUCGCAGUGGUAGGCCUCCAAUGCACAUGUGCCUACCUUCUCAGCAACACUCCUUUCUGGUCCUGGCGAUUCUGGCUCACCGCCUACAUCAUUGGUGCCACUGCCAACCAGAACCUUUUCCUGGCCAUCCAUGAAAUCUCGCAUAACCUUGCAUUCAAAUCUGGUCUGGCGAACCGCCUGUUUGCUAUCGUCGCCAACCUGCCCAUCGGCAUUCCGUACUCGGCCUCUUUCAGACCCUACCACUUGACUCAUCACAAAUCACUCGGUGUCGAUGGCCUUGAUACCGACUUGCCUACCGCUCUCGAGGCUUUCUUCCUCGACUCCAUUGCUGGCAAGGCCUUCUUUUGCACUUUCCAGAUCCUGUUCUACGCUCUUCGACCUAUGAUGGUCUACCAAAUCCCUCUGACAAAGAUCCACGCCCUCAACAUUGCUGUCCAGCUUCUCUUCGAUUACAUCCUUAUCCAGUCAUGGGGAGGCAAGGCUGUUGGAUACUUCAUCUUGAGCAGCUUCUUGGCCGGAUCUUUGCACCCUGUGGCUGGUCACUUUAUUGCCGAGCACUACGUCUUCGACCGUGCCUCCCUUGAGAACAAGCAGGCGCGCGAUCCCAAGCAACGUAUUCCGGUCCCCGAGACUUUCUCUUACUAUGGACCUCUCAACCUCUUGACCUACAAUGUUGGACUGCACAACGAGCACCACGACUUCCCUGCUAUUCCUUGGACCAGACUCUGGAAGGUCAACGAGAUUGCCAAGGAAUUCUACCAGGACCUUCCCUACCACCGCAGCUGGGUUGGUGUCAUCUGGCAAUUCAUCAUGGACAAGGAAGUCGGCAUGUGGUGCAGAGUCAAGCGCAAGGAAGGCGGAAGAAAAGUUGGUGCUUGGAAGGAAGACGAGAUUCAAAACUGA